Fundulus heteroclitus (mummichog) is the source of this 3839-nucleotide messenger RNA. RefSeq names its product WD and tetratricopeptide repeats 1 (gene wdtc1). The record is from RefSeq and is a predicted model, not a curated record. The transcript is spliced from 16 exons. Gene Ontology annotation, cellular component: cytoplasm; Cul4-RING E3 ubiquitin ligase complex. The coding region runs from base 560 to 2566 and encodes 668 amino acids. NCBI's taxonomy places the organism in Eukaryota, Metazoa, Chordata, Actinopteri, Cyprinodontiformes, Fundulidae. Gene Ontology annotation, molecular function: protein binding. Gene Ontology annotation, biological process: negative regulation of fatty acid biosynthetic process.
GUGUUUGGUGUGCCGGAACUAGGCGGUUUAUCUCUAGUGGGAGGAGGUUUGUGUUCAACUCAGAGAAGGUAUUUGCGUGAAUCCUGUCAAACAAACUCACCGUGUCCUUUAGAAGCGCUGGAGAAAUCGCCAUUCUUUUGACAGGGGUCCUUUUGCGACCAGCAGACCGGUGAGAUUUGUGCAGUUCUCGUGUUUUGUCAUGAGAUCAUUGCGGACAUUUCCGUUACAUGAAGUGGACGUUUUGUUUAGCUAGCAAGGCAGCGGCAAUGCGCUAACGCCAGCUGGUAUAUUAACGACAGGGCUCUUGGAGGCCCGGUUCACACGGGACUUAAAGGGUCCCGGGAAGCCACCAGCGCUGCAACCUUUUAGAUAAGAGCUUGCUUGGUGGGAAGCGGAGGGUGGUCGCUGCUGCGGUGCUAGCAUUAGCUGCUAGGCUAAUGUCCGCGGCUUGCUGGAGUUCGUGUUAACAGGAGCUAAACGCUCCUCUCUUCAACUCGGAGACGCAGAUGCCCUCUGAGCCCUGACCGCAGAAACCCGUUUUCUGCUUUGCGGUGAGGCCAUGACGGCUGCCAACAUCACCAGGGAGAUCCUGCACAGGCAGAUCAGGGACAGAAGAGCGCCGGGCUUCCAGAGGUCUUUUCAUGUGACCGACCCCUUCAUUAAGAGACUUGGACUGGAAGCUGAGCUUCAGGGCCACACCGGCUGUGUGAACUGUUUGGAAUGGAACGAACAAGGAGACCUGCUGGCUUCCGGCUCAGACGAUCAACAUGCCAUCAUCUGGGAUCCAUUCAGACACAAGAAGCUGACGACUAUGCACACGGGUCAUGCUGCAAAUAUAUUUUCUGUCAAGUUCCUCCCUCACACAGGGGACAGGAUCUUGAUAACAGGCGCAGCCGACACAAAGGUCCACGUCCAUGACCUGACCGUGAAGGAAACCAUCCAUAUGUUCUCCGAUCACACCAACAGAGUUAAGCGCAUCGCCACAGCACCGAUGUGGCCCAACACCUUCUGGAGUGCUGCAGAGGACGGCAUCAUAAGACAGUAUGAUCUGCGGGAGAACAGCAAACACUCUGAGGUUCUGAUUGACCUGACAGAGUUCUGUGGUCAGCUGGCUGAGGCCAAGUGUCUCGCUGUGAAUCCACGGGACAAUAACUACCUGGCGGUGGGAGCCAACGGGCCGUUCGUUCGUCUCUAUGACAUCAGGAUGAUUCACAACUACAGGAAAUCUUUGAGUCAGAACACAUCAGCGGCUGUUCACACUUUCUGUGACAGGCAGAAGCCCAUCCCAGACGGGGCUGGGCAGUACUAUGUAGCAGGCCACCUGCCGGUGAAACUGCGAGACUACAACAACCGGCUGAGAGUCCUGGUGGCCACCUAUGUCACCUUCAGCCCCGACGGCACAGAGCUGCUCGUGAACAUGGGUGGGGAACAGGUCUAUCUCUUUGACUUGACGUUCAAGCAGAGGCCGUAUACCUUUGUGCUUCCAAAAACGUGCCAGUCGUCAACAGAUGUCCAGAACGGUAAGACAACCAACGGCGUCUCCAAUGGCAUGCAUCUACCACCCAGCCACAUUCGCUUCGCCGAGAGCAAAACACAGCCCAGUUCUACUGAGCUCCCUCCUCACUUGGAGAAGAUAAAGCAAAAGGCCAAUAACGCCUUCGCCCGCCAGCAGUGGACCCAGGCUAUCCAGCUGUAUAGUUUGGGCAUUCAUGAGGCCAGGGGCAACGCCAUGCUCUACGGGAACCGGGCUGCAGCUUAUAUGAAGCGUAAAUGGGACGGAGACCAUUAUGACGCCCUGAGGGACUGCGUGGAGGCUCUCGCGCUGAAUCCGGGGCAUCUGAAAGCACACUUCAGGCUGGCACGGUGUCUCUUUGAGCUGAAGUAUGUGGCCGAGGCUCUGGAGUGCCUGGACGAUUUCAAGGGCAAAUUUCCGGAGCAAGCACACAGCAGCGCCUGUGAUGCCUUGGAUAAAGACAUCAAGGCUGCGCUUUACUCCAAGUCUGAUUCAGAAGAUAAAAAGGGCAACAGCUCCAUGCGUUUCCAGUCGUUCAGCCGUAAGGAGUCCAUCCCUGAGGACGAGGUGGUUCUUAGGGAGCGCAGCUUUGACUACAAGCACAGAUACUGCGGCCACUGCAACACCACCACCGACAUCAAGGAGGCCAACUUCUUCGGGAGCAAAGGCCAGUACAUCGUGAGUGGCUCAGAUGAUGGCUCUUUUUUCAUCUGGGAAAAGGAAACGACUAACCUGGUGAGGAUCCUUCAGGGAGAUGAGUCAAUAGUCAACUGCCUACAGCCCCACCCAAGCUACUGCUUCCUGGCCACUAGUGGCAUCGACCCGGUGGUUCGGUUAUGGAACCCAACACCAGAGACCGACGGUGACAACGGCCGUGUGGUGGAGGACAUGGAGGGAGCGGCUCAGGCUAACCAGCGGCGCAUGAAUGCCGACCCGUUGGAGGUGAUGCUCCUGAACAUGGGCUACCGCAUUACGGGCCUGCGCGGCGUUGGCCCCGACGGUUCAGACGACGAAGACAGCUCAGAGGGACCGGUGCAGUGCAGGACGACCUAAACGGACCCCCGUCCAUUCAGUAGAAUGGCCGCAGGAAGCGAAGGACUCUCCCCGGACUCCGUUUUAAUACCUGAACCCCGCUUCCCCGUCUGACAGAACACUGACCGACCGUGGCGUCGCACAUCUGCACUAUGCACCAGCCUCCCUUCGUCCCGCGCCGGGACUGGUGGAGAGGAACGCUUGGAGCGCAGCAGCAGCAACAACAACCCCCUUCUAAUGCUUUCCAAGCCCCGAUAGCACCCACUGCACAGUGGCAGAGGGUGGGAGCGGCUUUUUGAGGAGAGCAGCUUCAACGUCAACCCCCAGUUUCUCACAGAGCAGGAGGUGUGCUGCACUUAUACCUUCUCAGGUUUCUGUUGGAGCGUCGCCCAGCGCCAAGAAGCAGCAGCCGCUGUGGAUUCCACCGACCUAUUUUCAGGUCGGUGCGCGGCCCGCUGUGGGACGGCAGGACGGAUCCGCUGUCCGCGUCCCGGCGCCCGCUCGUGUUGGAAGAGCUGCCGGUCGCCGGUCCCACGCCGGACUCAGUCCUGCGCUCAGACGGAGCGUCUGUUACAGGAAGUCGCUGGGAUGAAAGCGUAGCGCCUCGCAUUGUGAUCACCGUUGCUCAAAUAAACUGUGUUUAUAGUCAGGAAAGACGAGAGUUUUCUUCUGCCAAAGUUUACCAUCUGUGUUUUUAAACCGCCAAGGAUUAAUGUCUGGGUUUUUUUUUUUUUUUUCCCUCCGUUUAAUUCACACAUGAUUUGGCUAAUUUUAGUUUAGCGCUUAUGCAAACGAAUAGGAUUAUUGACGAGGUAGUAUUUGUAACACAAAUAACUUUCUAAUAGUUUUUUUUUUUUUUUCACUACCAUUAUUUGCACAUGCAUUCAAGAUGUACUUUCAAACUUCUUUUAUUUAGGUAUAAGUGAGAGAUUUGUGUUAGAGGUUGGCUCAGAUAAUUGUGACCGUGGGGUCCCCGGCCGCAUGGCUUUCCCGUCAGUCCGCUGCUGCAGUCGGGCUUUCAGCUUGCAUGAGGCUCCUCACAAUGAAGCUGUGAGGUUUAAAAAAAAAAAAGAAAAAGAAGAAGCUCAGCCAUCAGGUGCACAGAGCACAGCUCAUUGAAUUUCCUUUGACCCCGAAUAAAACAGUGUUAAUGAAUGUGUCCUCAGUGAAUCACUUGGCUUCCACGUGUUUUACCUUCAUUUGCGCUUUUGUUUUUUUUUUCUUUCCUCCUCCAGGGGAUCCUGUAAUAAGCUUUGAUUUAAGCAAAAAUAAAAUUAAAAGAUUAUUAAACUGC